AUGGAUCAAGCAAAGUUGGCUAGAAUGCAGGCGAGCGUUCGCAUCGGGUAUGUAUAUUCUGUCCAGACUUGUUUUCAUCCCGACCCCUCGAUCCCCUAUGGAGAAAACGAAUUUUCGAACUGCAAUACCCGGAUUCGACACGGCCGAUAUGGCAAGGGUACCCCCCGCCGCAAGGUCAAGAAGGUCGUCCGCAACUCCGGCGCCGAUGACAAGAAGCUCCAGGCCGCUCUCAAGAAGCUGAACGUCCAGCCCAUCCAGGGCAUUGAGGAGGUCAACAUGUUCAAGGAGGACGGCAACGUCAUCCACUUCGCCAACCCCCGUGUUCACGGCGCUGUCCCCUCUAACACCUUCGCUCUGUACGGUAACGGCGAGGAGAAGGAGCUCACCGAGCUCGUCCCCAACAUCCUCAACCAGCUCGGCCCCGACUCCCUCGCUUCCCUGCGCAAGCUCGCUGAGAGCUACCAGAACAUGCAGAAGCAGCAGGGUGAUAAGAAGGACGAUGAGGAGGAUGAUAUCCCCGAACUCGUCGAGGGCGAGAACUUCGAGACCAAGGAAUAA
Penicillium concentricum is the source of this 558-nucleotide messenger RNA. Its product is annotated as nascent polypeptide-associated complex subunit family protein. Lineage: Eukaryota; Fungi; Ascomycota; Eurotiomycetes; Eurotiales; Aspergillaceae. The coding region runs from base 1 to 558 and encodes 185 amino acids. Gene Ontology annotation, cellular component: cytosol; nascent polypeptide-associated complex. The transcript has 4 exons. The record is from RefSeq and is a predicted model, not a curated record.